AUAAAACACCAAUCUCAAAUUACUAAUGUCUUCAGAUGAGAAAGUGCAGAGGAAAUCUCAAAAGGCAGAGGAGAACCCGACCCGUCGUGAUGCUGAUCGGAGAUUGAUAUACUCCCUCCGUCCCGAAAAACAUGUCGCGGCGGCAUUUUUGCUAAAAAAUCCUCUCGUUUUUCCAGACCAAACCCGCGCUCCUUGUCCUCCUCCUCCGACAGAAGCAGCAGCUGCGCUGCUCUCCGCCGCCACUGCUUCGCUGCUCCCCGCCGUCGCAGCUCCCCUUCUCCCCCGCUCUCCCGCCGCCGCAGCUCCCCUGCUCCCCCGCCGCCGCAGCUCCCCUGCUCCCCCGCCGCAGCUGCCUCCUGCUCCGCCGCCGCAGCUACCGCUCGCCUGCCUCCCCAAGCUUCCCCUUUCUCAAAAAAAUCCUUGAUUUGGAUCCCAUGUUAGUCCAACCCACAGCUACCGCCGCGCUCUGCUUCGGCUGCGUCGGAACCGCCGUCGGAGAGCCCGCAGGCACCGGAUCCGGACCACCAACAACAACCUAAAGGCCGACGAGCAGCCGGGUGUCGUCCUCGCCGUCGACGACGACGGUGCCGCCGACGCCGCGAAGCGAGGGCGAGAUCCUCCAGUCGGCCAACUUUGGAUUUUUUUUGCCGACCUGCUCUCCGACGGCGAGUUGCAGCGCUGCUUGUCUAUAUCCGGAGAAUUGGGAGUGUACGUUGCCGGAACGGCGGCGGGGCCCCCUCCUCUCUCGGACUCCACGGCGGGUCAUCUCUCCCCUGCCGUCGUCGACCACCUCCCCGCCGGCGCCACACGCUUGCACCUGCACGCAUCAGCAAGGAAGCCGUCGACCACGAAGCCAGUCCCGACGCACCUGCAUCUGCACGCCGGUGCCACUCACCUGCAUCUGCACACAUCUGCAUCAAGGCAAAGAGCUCGCCGGAGUAAAAAGCCGCUGGACGACUUGCUCGGAGCAUCGGCGACUCCGCGGGCACCUCAACAAACUGCCCUUGCACCCAAUGGCACCACAAAGCCAGUUGUCCCUUUGUCCCAUGGUUGUCCAAAACCUGAUGAUGGUUUUAACCAGCUAACCGGGUGAUACUGGACAAUUUUGAAAGUUUUAACAUGGUUCACAUGCACGGAAUGAGGCUACUAUUUUAUGAAUGCUGCUAGUGCUACAAACCUGAAUUGACAUCAUCUGAAUUUGCUAGUGCUACAAAGUUUUAACCUGGACUGAUUUAUGAAUGCUGCUAGUGCUACAAACCUGAAUUGGCAUCAUCUGAAUUUGCUAGUGCUACAAAGUUUUAACCUGGACUGUUUUAUGAAUGCUGCUAGUGCUACAACAAUUUGCAUCCUCUGAAUUUUACAGUUUCACUCUGAAUUGGCAUCAUCUGAAUUAGCAUCAUCUGAUCUCUGAAUUAAUCAUGCUCUCUUUAAUUUUCUGAUCGGUAACAGUAAAUCAACAGUACUCUGAUGAAUAAGUACUGUACCUUCUACAGAGUGCAGAGGAGUAGCAGCAAUAGCAGCACGGGCAGGAUCAGAAGAGGAGAAGCAGCACGGGCAGGGUCAGAGGAGCAGCAGCAGCACGGGCAGGGGAGAGGGAGCAGCAGCAGCAGCACAGGCAGAUCUCCACCGGCGAGCUCCUGGUCCACCAGAUUGUCGAGGCAAGCUCCGGCGACGACAGUAGGGGAUCGCGGCGGCGCACGCGCGGGAGCUCCAGGAGGAUGCGCGGGAGCACGAGGGAGGACGCACGCGGGGGCUCCAGGAGGAUGCGCGGGGGCUCCAGGAGGGAAGCGCGCGGCCUCGAGGAAGACGUGGCAGGAGAUUCCGGCGAAGCCCGCAGGCAGCGGGAGGAGACCACGGCGGCGCAGGUCUGGGCUGCGGCGGCAGAGGAGGUAAUUGGCGAAGGCGGCGAGAGCAGGUACUUGGCGACGGAGGAGGAGCUCAGCUGGGCUCGCCAGCCCCUGGCGAAUCACGCAGCUGGGCGGCGCCGGCCCCUGGCGACGCGCAGGCGACGGGCAGAGGAAGAAGACGGGGCGGAGGGACUUGUUUGAAACGCUUUUGAAACCACGAGGUUUUUUUUUUGCAAAAUUACCGGUGAACUACGCCCGCGACAUGUUUUUUGGGACGGAGGGAGUAGUAUUCAGCAGGAAGGUAGGUACGGACACGGAAACACAUGCUAAUUGGCGAAUUGCCGACAAAACACACAACGAACAGGGGAAACACACGCGCACACAGAAGGCCUAAUCUUUCAAAGAGAAACAAGAUGAAAAGAAAAAAAGCAGCACUCAACCACUCAAAUGGAAUUCCAGACAUCUUUUUCAAGAACACGCGCGAGAAUCGCAUGUCUUUGUAUUGAUAGAGAGAAAAGAGGGUUUUUACUGAUACCAGACAAUUACAACGGCCUCACAAAUACUCCCUCCGUCCGGGAAAAGUUGUCCCCAUGGCGAUUUUACAAAAAAAAACCUCCCCAAACUCCCGACACAACCUGCGCUCCUCGUCUUCUCCAGACGAUGCUCGCCGCUCCGACACAGGCGCACGGACGCCGGAGCUCCCCUGCGCCGCGUCCUCCGCCGCCGCCGCAGCUACCUCCUCCGCCGCUCCCUUUUGCCUCGCGCAGCUCCCCUGCCUCACUUGCCUGCCUCCCGAAUCUCCCCUCUUUGACCCCAAAAAUUGCUUCUUCUUCCUCCCGCCGUGUCUCUUGCUCGAGCCCACCACCUCCCACCUAGCGUUGAUGGAAGAAGCGUGGCCAGCCCUCGGCCUGGCGGCCGGCGACGCGGCCUUCCCACCCCCGCCCCGGCCCCCGUGGCGUGGGGCGCGGCCGCGACGGCGCGGCGGGAGACGGUGGCCAAGGAAUCGUCCGCGCGCAGGCGGUGAGCCGGAUCGUGUCCAGCCGCGCCAACUCAAGUGGCCUGGCCGUGGACGUCGUCGACGCCAACGCCGUCAUCUCGGGAGGCGCCGCGCUCGCCUCCACCGCGGGCCGGCUGGUCACGGUGCUCGAGGAGGUGUGCGACGCCGCAGCGCGCCGGAGGCUCGCGCUCCUGCCCACCCCCGUCGAGACCACCGAGCCCGCCCCUGAGUUCGUCAAGGGAGGUCGAAUGUUUACUUAAGCCAGCCUAGAGCCUCGUACUGCUGCUUUCAUUUGCUGAAUAGAGCUUAAACUCUGCACUUUCAUGGACUGAAGUUCAUUUUACUCAUCGACUUACUUACCAUGUCAUAGGUUUCCAUUCUCUGCUCUCUAUUAUUGCUUGAUGCUCUUUGCAUUGCUGUAUUCAGUAGGGCCAGCUCGAACCGUGUGCACCUGGAAGAAGGCCAGCCCAAAGUUGAUGAAGGGAGAAAGCCAAUAGGAUGCCCUGCAAAUCGAUUUCGAACAAGUUUACUGCAGUACCUGACGGCCUCUCACAGUCUGCAACCAGCCAACCACCUCUACUGGCUGCUGCCACUCCUCACAUUGGCUAGGAUAUUAGAGAAGAGGAGGUUUGGCAACUAGAGUAGCUCCUACACGCCGCCGGCGGGCUGAUUUUGCGUUUGGUUGGCGCGCGGCGCAACUCAGUCAAGGUCGGGUCAAGAUUGUCUUGUUUCUGCAACAGAGCGUUUGUUGCGGGAAAUAACAAGUGGGCAUGCGGGGCGUGGACACCGCAUCGGACGGCUAUCAGCUCGGGUAUUCAAUGGCCGUCGAGGCGACGGAUAAAAUCUAAAUAUCGGCCGGCGGACGCGUAGCAGCGCCCACUUCGGAAAAGACCUUGCUACGUGUUACUCAUUGGAAGCCCGUACAUAAAUAUUACUGGAUAUUACUUAACCCGAUCUUAUCAUCCAUGUGGCCUUACCCGGCAAGAUCCAUCCAUGAUUCAUCCAAGUUAGUUUUCUUUCAACUUCUUGCAUGUUAAUCAUCACUCGGCAGUGUACCUGUUGUGCCCAGCUAAUCACUAUUUAUAUUUAAAAAUGACAGCAAUUUCCUUUUGUGGCUAUGUUGCUACUUCUAACUUAAUGAACGGUCAACACACACUCUGUCUAUUAACGGUCAAAUGUAACAUUCGGCCCUGACAGCUGGCCAUCCAUGUUAUUUUCUUUCUUGAAUACGCACGAGUGUCCGUAUCAUAUUUAUAAAGAGGGGGUGGGUAAAUAACCCAAAUCCACCGGUAAUAUUAGUACAUCAUGAGCCAUGCUCCCACAUCUACUACUCCUUAAGGAGGAGGCCUAUGGUUACUACUCACGUCGUGCCCACCUUGCUAGCUCUGCAGCAACGCCGUUCCAAUCCCCCUUGAUCAGGCCCGCCAUACACCAAGUGUUACCUUCUUCCACAAUUUGCAUAAUGAGCCCACUGAGCGAGGGUGAAGCACCAUCAAAACGAUCGCACUGCGGUGCUUCCACAUCUCCCAAAGGACUAGGGUGAUGAUGACGCGCAUGUUCUUUGGCUUGUCCGCGCACCAAUCCACCGAAGUUUCAUGGCCCUCGGGAGUCCAAGCCGGCUUGCCGAUCGUGGUGCAAAGUGUUCUCCGGAUCGUCCGCGCAAAGACACAGGUUAGCUCGAUGUGGUCCAAAGUCUCCUCAUGUUGGUCACAGAACGGGCAGGCAUCCGGGUGCGGUAGGCCUCGUCGAGCAAGACGAUCUGCCGUCCAACAUCUGUUUUUCAUGGCAAGCCAGAGGAAGAAACGACAGCGUAACGGUGCCUUGGAUUUCCACGUGAAUUGUGCUGUAGCUGGCACCUCCCUUCCUGCAAACCUUGCCGCAUAGGCAGACUUGGCAGAGAACAUACCAUUACUUUCCCAGGCCCAAGCUAUGGUAUCCGGCACUCCCUCUUGCAGAUUAAUCUCCUGAAUCCGUAGCCACAUGCGCAGAUACUGUCUGAGAGCUUCCAGCCGUAAGUCCGGGUUUAUAUCCGUUGCCCAGAUUCCUGUAUUGACAGCCUCUUUGAGAGAUCUUACUUUCCUUUUGCGCGGGGGAACAGCUGCAUAUACCAGUGGUGCAAGCUCCUGAAGACAGAAUCCAUCUAACCAACGAUCCUCCCAGAAAAGAGUUAGAUUCCCGUCCCAAUUGUUAUCCUAGUCACGGCAUUGCAGAGGGCAAUCGAGUCCUUGGGAACCUUGAUGUUGAGCUCGCUCCACGGCCUUUGAUGGUCUACUCGUUGCAGCCAGGGCCAACGCGCCUGCAAAGCCACGUUCAGCCAUGCGAGGUCUGGGAUACCUAGGCCGCCAGUCCACUUUGGUGCGCAUACCGUUGCCCAAGCAACCGAACAGUUUCCACCGUUUCAUUGGCUCUUGCCGCACCACAAAAACCCUCUGAUGAUCCUGUUGAUGGCAUGCAUGGUCUUCUUCGGAAGAGCGAGUGCGAGCAUCACGUGUAUUGGAAUAGAGCAUAGAACCGAAAGGACGAGGGUGAGUCUGCCGCUCUUGGGUAGUGUGGCCGCCUUCCACUUUGGCAGACAUUGGGCAAUGCGUUCCACCAGGCUGUGUAGCUGUGCGGCAGAUGGCUUGCGCAGGCAUAGCGGCAGGCCAAGGUAUCGGCAUGGAAAAGUCUCGAGUUCACAGCCCAGGGUAGCAGCGGUGAGCGCUUUCUCGUCGUCAGAGCAGCGGAUGGGAAUUGCUGCUGUCUUGUUGAAGUUCACUUGAAGGCCAGAGGUUGUCCCAAACAGGCGCAAGAUGCGCGAGCAAGCUUGAAGAUCAUUAUCCGUCGGCUUAAGGAAUACAAUUGCAUCGUCGGCGAAGAGGGAUACCCGCUGCCUUAGCCCUUGACUUGCCAGCGGCGUCAAAACUUCCAUGUCCACAGCAAGCCUAAACAGAUGGUGGAGCGGCUCCAUUACAAGGAUGAAGAGCAUGGGGGACAAAGGCCCACCUUGCCGUAGUCCUUUGCAGUUGAAUAUCGGAGCUCCGGGAACGCCAUUAACCAUGAUGCGGGUAGAAGAGGUGACAAGCAGGCCCGCAAUCCACUCCAGCCAUCUACUGCCAAAGCCCAAAGCACGGAGGACUUCGAACAAAAAAGGCCACUGCACCGUGUCGAAUGCUUUAGAAAUAUCCAGCUUAAGCAUGAUUGCAGGUUGCCGUAGCGCGUGCAGCUGUCUCGCAGUGCUCUGGACCAACAUGAAGUAUGUUAUAAUCAGAUUCAAUUUGAGCCCAAUCGAUCAUUAGUGUUUUCUGUGGAAAAACUAGACAAAACCAUAGGUAUCAACGGAAAAAAAUAAGUAGGUAGUCUUUCGGAACCCUAACACAAUUGUUGUAGUCUUUUGCUACUUACCCGUCAUCUGCAUGUGAAUCGUAAAUUUUGCACUCACUAAAGUAUGCUUUCCUUAGAACAUCUCUAGCAGACCCUGCAUAACGUCGACCCGCAAAACGCGUUUGCAGUUCGCGAAAAAACGGCUUUGCGGGCCGGCGCGGACGGCCGCAGAGGCAGACCCCGCAAAACGGACCCAUAUAAAAGGAUAUUCGCGGAAUAUGCUCUUUUACGGGUCGGCUUUGCGGGGUCUGGUCUGGUGCCGCUCCCGCCGGCCCGCAAAUUCUAAAUUUGCACCUCAAUUUGACACAAGAUAAUGCAUUUCUUUGCUUUUUCAACAACAUUGGAUACAUAGGACAUCACCAAAUCUUUGCUAGAAUAGCAAGACCAAAGAAAACAAGAACCACAAUUAUGCAUUUUAGAAGAUUUCCAACUUCCAUAACUGCUCCCACUAGUUGGACCAAUAUCUUCUCCAUGCAUUCAUUGUUGAUCUGUGGAUUCUUGAUUUUGCAUUUUUCAUUCUUCUUCUUUGGUUCUAAAGAAGUAGACGUUGCUUCCCCUCUAGUUGCACAUGCAGCCGCUUCAUUUCCUUCAAUUCUACUAAGGAGUGCACGGACGUCUAUUAAGUUUCUUUCUAUCAAUAAAUCAAUGUAUUCGCCUUCCCAAAACCAAAAUGAGCAUCCAUCUUUCUACACACAUGAUGAUGUUCGAAAUGAGCUAUCGCAAUUGAACCAAAGAAUGCGGUGCCAAAGCCGAAUGAAAACAACAUGUACCCUGUCGUUUUCGCAUUUGAAGAACACCCAUCCGGGGUGCUUCGGCGUGCCCGAAGUUAGCCGCAGCACUGUCUGCGUGCAGUCGUGGCACUGUAUGAGCGGCAUCGGCGAGCCACAGAGUCUCUGCGCGAGCGCCGAGCCCGGCGGACGGCUAGCCGAAUCCAUGCCGACAAACCGUCGGCGGCGGCGACAGGACGAACCCGUACUUGCAUGCGGCGAUGGGACUUUACCGGGGCUGCGCGAGGUGCUCCCCGACCAUUCCAUCGCUUGGCGCAGCCACCGGCGGCCGAAAAAGCCAAGUCCGGCCGCCCGUGACGAAGGGUCGCAGAUCUGCAACUUUCCGGCCCGUCAACGCAGGAGGGGGGGGGGCGGAGGGCAACCUCGUGCGUGUGGCGGCCUUUCGGCGUGACCCCGCCAGCUACUUUCGCCGGAAUCGUGGGCGGCGGCCAAGCGAGGGGGAGAGGGGAGAUGGUAGGUGGGGGAAAGCGCGGGCUGAAAUGUCCUCUCCACCAACCGCUCCCGCUAUAUGCAGGGCACCAACGGGCGGGGGGGGGGGGAAUCCGCGUAUUCGCGGGUUGGGGUCAAGAUUUUACCGUGCCCCUCAAAAAAUUUUACGGACCGGCCGCGUUUGCGGGGCCUGUUCGGGCGGGAUUUUCAGCGCCGACUCGCAUUUUAACGGUUAUUUUGCAGAUCGGAGCUUUUUGCAGGGUCUGCUAGAGACGCUCUUAGAAAGUUAUACUACGAACUGGUACUUUGAAGGAUCUACUAUUUGUAUCGUGAGUUUGUGACACAGAUGCUGAUAGGCUGCAGCAUAGGUUAUUUGAAGCAUAAAGUAGUUGUGCAUGGAUGGUUAUUCUUGUUGUAACACCCACUUGGAAGCUAUGCUUUAUCUGAACUGAUGGGUAAGACGGCAUUUCUGUUCUCUGCAUCUGCAAAGGUAGCACCUGGCAUCUCUUUAAAUACCUAAGAUAUCGUUUAUGUUAUACUAAGCAUAAUCUGUACCAUGGAUGUGAGAAAUUGAUGCCUUCCUUGCUCUCUUGUACUACUUCUUACUGCCGCAAAGCCAAGUCUGCAGUUUACAUCCCCUGAAAGCAAUGUCAGAGAACACCAUAGAGUUGUGCCAAAAAUGGGAUAGUCGAAUGCUCUAAUUUGAGAAUGGUCCCCUUCAAAAAUUUAUUUUAUCUGAGAUUGGUCAAUGUGGACUGGAAUGGUCAUAUCAUAGCCUGAUGCCUCGUGGAAGUGGGUAGAUAGAGCACGGGACAUGCAUGUACAGGACACUGGCUCAAUGCUCUUUUGGUUAUGGUGAUCAUUCUAUGGAAAAUGAGGAUUGGUUUAGACUGAUAAAUGAAGUUACCUUGUGUGAAAUUAAGGCAUGCACACCUACGAGUGUUCUUUUAUAGGCUCCUAGCAGCAUUUUCACUUGUGCGUGUCACUUGGAUUCUUACAUAAGGUAUUUCUUCUCUCUGAGGCCACCCCAUCCACGGGAAAUGCUAAACCAAUCUCACCAAGCAACUCACUCCGUUUUUUGAACCCUGCACGGCAUUAUAUAUUUGAUGAAGAACAGGAUUGCAACAAGUGACAAGGAAAUCAAGAACAGCUCAAGACCAUGGAGGCACCGAGAAAUCACGGCGCGCCAUGCCUGCUCCUUCUGCUGGCACUAGCUGCCCAAUGGUGCAGUGUCUCGACGGCGAGCUGCAGCUUCACGAUAUCCAACUACUGCACUCACACCAUCUGGCCGGGGACGAUGGCCGGCGCGGGCACGCCGCAGCUGCCCACGACGGGGUUCAGGCUAGACCCCGGGCAGACCGUGCGGAUCCCGGCGCCGGCCGGUUGGUCCGGCCGGAUAUGGGCGCGCACGGGGUGCAACUUCAGCACCGACGGCUCAGGCGCGGCCGCCGGCGCGGUCGCGUGCCAGACCGGCGACUGCGGUGGUGGACACAUGGAGUGCGGCGGCACGGGCGGGAAGCCGCCAGCGACGCUCUUCGAGAUCACGCUGGGGAAGGGCGGCCCCGCCGACCAGGACUUCUAUGACGUGAGCCUCGUCGACGGGUACAACCUGCCCGUCGUCGCCGUCCCGCGGGCGCGGCAGGGCAGCUGCAAUGCCACCGGCUGCGCCGCCGACCUCAACCUCUCAUGUCCCAAGGAGCUGCAGGUGGCCGGCGGCAAUGGUGGCGGCCCGGUGGCAUGCCAGAGCGCGUGCGAGGCGUUCACGCAGGACAAGUACUGCUGCAGUGGCGCCUACGCGACGCCAGACACCUGCAGCCCGACGGCCUACUCGUCCGUCUUCAAGUCGGCGUGCCCGCGGGCCUACAGCUACGCCUACGACGACGGCAGCAGCCUCUUCACCUGCAACGCCGUCGACUACACCAUCGCGUUCUGCCUCCCUCCAGCCGGGUUGAACAUGCCUGCUGAUGCUAACGGUGCUCCUCCUGCUGACAACAAUGGUGGUGGAAGCGCAUACGUGCCGCCCCCGACAGGCAACAGCGGGGCUGGGAGCGUCUACCAGCCACCCCCUGCAGGUAACAAUGGUGCCGGAAGUGCCUACCAGCCGCCUCCAACAGGCAACAAUGGCGUCGGAAGUGCCUACCAGACACCUCCGACUGGCACCAAUGGCAUUGGAAGCACCUACGAGACACCCUUGGCUAGCAGCAAUGGCGUCGGAAGUGCCUUCCAGCCGCCCCUGACGGGCGACGACAAUGGCGUGAGAAGCGCCUACCAGCCGGGGAUGACCCCGUCGUCGGCGAGCACGCGAUACGGUCAGCUAUGGUUUCUGCUACCUGCAGCGCUCGUGUUCUUUAAAUGAUCAAUCUCCAUGAAAGGCCAGCCAGUGUUUCAUGUCGAGCCGGCCUUCGAGCUUCCGAAUACAUGAGGGAUUGGAUGAUCUUAGGCGCGGAAGAAAGAAGAGGCUCGAAGCAGAGUACAUCCAAGCAUAGAUCUUGUAGGAGUUUCUGACAGAUUCACAGUAGUCGCAACUUAAAACCCUCCUGUAUUCAGUAACUAGAUAGUACUGGUGGUGCAGAUUGGGGGAGAUGUAAAUAUUGGCUUCUUUCAUGUAGACCAACAAUGAAAUCUACUCCAGUAGUACAAAUUGUAUACUCAUUAAUUCCAUUAUUAAUAAGGAAUGGUAUACUCAUUAAUUCCA
Messenger RNA from Triticum aestivum (bread wheat), 10116 nucleotides. Its product is annotated as thaumatin-like protein 1b. The transcript has 6 exons. The record is from RefSeq and is a predicted model, not a curated record. The coding region runs from base 8581 to 9777 and encodes 398 amino acids. NCBI's taxonomy places the organism in Eukaryota, Viridiplantae, Streptophyta, Magnoliopsida, Poales, Poaceae.